UUAUCGUAUUUGAUUUUUGUUUUUUUUCGGUUCCCUAACAGACCCGCCAAUUUCGGGAAGAAUCGGAGGAAAAUUUGAUGGAAAAUUCCAACAAGGUUGAAGCAGAACGCUUGCUUGGAAUCGCUGAGAAACUCUUGCACAACCGUGAUUUCACAGGCUCCAAAGAUUUCGCCAUCUUAGCUCAAGAAACAGAGCCUCUUUUGGUUGGCUCCGAUCAGAUCUUAGCGGUUGCGGAUGUGUUAUUGGCAUCGGAGAAGCGAAUCAACAACCACAAUGAUUGGUAUUCGAUUCUUCAGGUUGAACGGCAAUCUGAUGAUUCGGAUCUCAUCAAGAGGCAGUAUCGGAGACUCGCGUUACUUCUACAUCACGACAAGAACAAAUUUCCUUACGCUGAUCAAGCUUUCAAGCUGGUUGCAGAUUCGUGGGCUGUAUUGUCCGACCACUCGAAGAAAUCACUUUAUGAUAAUGAGCUCAGUCUCUCUGCUAAGAUCGAUUUGUCCCAGCAGAACAAAUUUCCGGUGCGCCGAAGCCAACGAUCCAGUUGGAAGAAAGAGCACGAGUUUGAGAGUAACGAUGGCGCCAAGGCCGAUCAAUCUCCAAAUCAGCGGGUGAAAUUAUCGAGUUUCUGGACCGCUUGCCCUUACUGUUAUGUGUUAUUGGAGUAUCCUAGGGUUUAUGAGGGUUGCUGUUUGCGGUGUCAGAAUUGCAAGAGGGCAUUUCAGGCGGUGUUGCUUCCGUCUCUUCCGCCGCUCGUUCAGGGCCAGGAAGCCUACUAUUGCUGCUGGGGUUUCUUUCCGAUGGGGUUUGCCGCUCAAAUUCCCGAGAAAGGUGGGAAGGGUGGCGAAACAGCUGCACCUGCGACAGCGUUCCCCAAUUGGAUGCCCCCAAUAUUCUCCAACAAGCCGCAAGAAACUAGUGGGAAUGGAGAAACUGCGGCGGCGGAGGAGACGGUGACAGGUAGUGAAAGAGCGGCGGCGGUUGCUAGGACUCCGAUUGUGAGUGACACUGGCACAGGGAAGAGGGGCAGGCCGCGGAAACCGCCGACUGCAGCCUAAGUUAUUGUAAAUUUUUUCGAGAAUUAUGAUAAUAUUUAUGGAGCCGAUUGGAAAUGCCUGAUUCUCUCGUUGUUGUAGUCUUUAUAUUGAGCGGUUGUAUUCAGACGAGUUAGAACAAAGACGGCGGAAGCUGGGGAAACCUGAGGUAACAUUUGGUGCAAUGUUGAGCUUACUGUUUUCUUUGUUGAUUUUAGGCUUCGGUUGUAGAAACUAGAUGGGUAGUUCCUGAUUUUCCUCUGCAUGUUCAUAUGUAAUACGUAACUUUAUUCAAACCACCAAUGAUAAUUUGGAGUUCUUUAUCCAACCCCAUUUGAGGCUGCCACUGCCAACCACUUUCUGCAGGUUGCUAUGAACACAUCACAGUUCACGCCUAUCAUCUCAUGAACUGAAUUAUGGAUUCGAAAUGGGAGUUGCCCAUUUCACAGUUAAUAGUUCUCUGCUUAAGCGUUGCUCUUCUUCUAUCCGUCGUCAGCAUCGACCUAGUACAAUUGGCUAUGGCGAAGUUCUUCCCUCCAAUCAAUGCUGGAUUUCUGUUCGACUUCAGUCGGUAAGCAGAUCAAAACUACACGUCUUAUGUAAUGUAUCUAUCAGCUUUAUGACUUAUAAAUUAAUGUGUUGAGACUGAAUCUCAACCUGACUUGCUACUGUUGGUUUUCAUAGUUAUUGGACCUAUCCAUGCUUUUUUUUGCAAUC
Messenger RNA from Cucurbita pepo subsp. pepo (vegetable marrow), 1748 nucleotides. RefSeq lists its product as uncharacterized. The record is from RefSeq and is a predicted model, not a curated record. Lineage: Eukaryota; Viridiplantae; Streptophyta; Magnoliopsida; Cucurbitales; Cucurbitaceae.